Rhineura floridana is the source of this 4388-nucleotide messenger RNA. It is a transcript of the gene MAFF, whose product is annotated as MAF bZIP transcription factor F. The coding region runs from base 377 to 943 and encodes 188 amino acids. The record is from RefSeq and is a predicted model, not a curated record. Gene Ontology annotation, cellular component: nucleus. The transcript has 4 exons. Lineage: Eukaryota; Metazoa; Chordata; Lepidosauria; Squamata; Rhineuridae. Gene Ontology annotation, biological process: regulation of transcription by RNA polymerase II; regulation of epidermal cell differentiation. Gene Ontology annotation, molecular function: DNA-binding transcription factor activity, RNA polymerase II-specific; RNA polymerase II cis-regulatory region sequence-specific DNA binding.
CCUGUGCCCUUCACUAAGAUGGGGAGGGAGGGGAAAGAAUGAUGUCAUCGCAUGACUGUGUUUUUAUGAAUGAAAAGAAUCCUGUGAGUGAGUAAUUCCAGGAAACUCAUAUUACAACUCAGCAGAUCACAGCGCAGAGCCCAGCUCAGCCCUUCUCCUCGGAAAACAACUUCAUUUACAGAAAUAAACAAGACGACUUGAAAGCCGAAUCGGCGAGAAAAAGGAGGAGUUCUCCGAGGAAAUAAAGCACGAAAGAAGGACCGCAAACAAAAGACUGAUUCGAAGGAUUCGUGUGAAGCCACAUCCUUCACUGGCCCUGCUUUGCACCUUCCUGGAGUGUUUUUGCCUGGCUGGAAGGUGUCCUCGAGCUCUGACAAUGCUUGUUGCUUGCCUGGAUGGAAGACAGAAAGGGAUGUGUGAGGGAACACGGAAACUAGUCUACUAUACAAAGUUACAGGCCUUUUCCUGGGGAUCGGCGGGUGUGCGAGGGAAAAUGUCAUCUGACAGCUUGUCAAGCAAAGCCCUAAAGAUCAAGCGGGAAAUGGGGGAGAACACACCGCACCUUUCGGAUGAAGAGCUAAUGGGGUUGUCGGUCCGGGAACUGAAUCACCAUCUGCGUGGCCUGUCCAAGGAGGAGGUGGCGCGGCUGAAGCAACGCCGGCGCACGCUGAAGAACCGUGGCUACGCAGCCAGCUGCCGGGUCAAGCGGGUGUGUCAAAAAGAAGAGCUGCAGAAGCAGAAGACAGAGUUGGAGAGGGAGGUGGAUAAGCUAGCGAGGGAGAAUGCCGCCAUGCGCCUUGAGCUCGAUGCCCUGCGCGGUAAAUAUGAGGCGUUGCAGGGCUUUGCCCGCACAGUCACUGCCCACGGCACUACUGGCAAGGUGGCUACUGCCAGCGUCAUCACCAUCGUCAAAUCUGGCUCCAACCAGCCCACGUACUCCUAGUGUCUGUAAGCCCAAGUUGCGAACUGAGUCCUGUUGCCAUGCCUCUGCCCAGCUCUCGCCUAGAAUGGCUGUUGCUGCCUUGGCGCCCCUCCCUUUCUUCCACUUUUCUUCUGCCAUCCGAAGGAGACAGAAUCGACUUGAAGACAAAAAUGGCUGAAUGUUGAACUUCCUCCUCUGUACCUUUGCCUUUGCUAGGGGAGGGUGGGAAGGUGGUGCCCGACUUGUGUAAUUAACUGUUGGUGUUUAUCCAUGGAUUGGAAUGUAGUGGCCAGUUAAUCCUCUUUUUCCUUUCCCCGUUUCACCUUUGCUAGGUUUUUCUCCUCAAGCCUUUCUGCAUACCUUUAUCCCCAGUUAAUGUCAUGGGGAUGGGCCUAGAGAGUGCUUCUCUGCUAUAAGCUGGGAAUGCAGCUUCAGAGAACCUUUUGAUUGCAAGGUUAGCAAAAGGGAAAUAACCUCUCUGUGAUGGAGCAAACAAGGUUGAAGCCGCUGCCUUUUCCGUAAGGGCUACGGCUGCAGGAUCCAUUCAGGAUGUCACCAAAGCUUAUUUCCAGAACUCUUGACAGUCCAGCUCUCUCAUGGUUCUGGGUGUGUCCUUAUCAUAGCUCUGCCUUCCCUCUUCAAUGUCAUAGACAUUUACUCUUUGUCUCAGAACCCCCCUGCUCUGCUGUCCUCAAUUUUGGGUGAGAACCAGCUAUAACAAGAGCCACCCUCAUCAGACUUGAGCCUUUGAUGAGUGGGACAGCUCGAUAACAGUAAAGGAAAGGGGAAAUUAAUUGCAGCAAGGGACGAGAAAGGUCAGAGGAAGGAGUCAUUGAUGUCCAUGUCAAGAAGACGAGGUCAGUUGCUGGCAUCCCAUCCUAGCAUGAUAGAAAAUGGCAUGCCACAGUAACUAGAAAAGACAACCACUGUCUCCAGCUGUCUCUCUCUGUGUGUAACGCUAGUUCAUGUACAUGUUUUGUUGUAAUGGUGCUCUUGAACUAAGGUUUAUUGUCUCUGGCAUGGGAUGGAAGCAACAUCCUAAAGAGGAAGAGCAAGUGAGGGAAAGUAAAGAGGGAGUGUGGUGGGAGGAGGCAGGAGAAUGAAGGGUAAAGCAAGUGAAAUAGUUGGGAUGGGGAAGGAGAAAACAGGAUUAUGACGGAAAUCCUGGGCAAAGCCUUUUGGUUCUAGUGUGAACAGUUUGCAGAGGAAUAGCUGUGGUAGCCUGUCACCCAAAUUUUUGCAGCAUGCAUGUUUGAGUGAUGGGUAUGAUAAUUUGGGAACAAAGAGGAGGCACAGUUUUUUCAGUUAGAGAAAACCCCAGCCUGGUCCACAAAUGUCCCUUUAUUAUACUAGAUCACUUUGUGUGACCAUAAAUAGCAAGUGUUUGGAGAGGGUGGGAAUUCAAAUACAUUGGAGACAAUCUUCCAUAUUUUCUUUCCAUCUUUCUCAUCUAAUGGAAAAUCUAGAACCAGGAGAAUUUAACUAUGAAGAGGGUUGAUCCAACCUAAGAGGCUGUACAGGCAGCUGCCUAGGGCAGUAGGAUUCAACAGACUCUACCCUAGGGAUGGACACUCUGUGGCCCUUCAGCUCUUGUUUGAUUACAGCUCCCAUCAUCCCUGUCCUUUGCUCAUUCUGGCUGGGGUUGUAGUCCAAGAACAGUUGGAAGGCCUCACGUUCCCCUUGUCCAACCUAGAUGAAAGGAAAAGCCUACAAGACCUUUUCCUCGCUCUAUAAGCAAGUGAGGAAAUGUCUGUUUGCUUGUAUGGAAGACAGAAAAGAAGCUGCAUGGGGGAAUGCAGUGAAAUGCAGUUCCACUCCCAACAUUUUCUGGCCCCCUUCCCCCUUCCCCUUUGUUCCAUUCAGUUGUAUAGAACAGGGAAGAGAUGCUGCAACUUGGGGGGUGGGGGAGCAGGAGAAACACAAUUGCCCCACCCCAGUGCAAACAAGCAGAUGUGUGUUUAAGGAUUCAUUUUCACACAGGGCACCAAAAUAGCUUGAACCAGUCCUGGCUGCGCAAACCAAAAUGGAAGGCUCCUCGCCGAAAACAAUUUCUGCCCCAGUGAGCAGCACAGACAAAACUUGGCUAGAGAGACUGAGUCAAAGGGGAAGCUGAGCUUUGCUCAGGGGUGUUGAGAGCUUCUGUGGUCCACAGUAUUUAUCCCAUCAUCCUUCUAAGGGCAGAGUCCAAGAUUUAUCUGGAGGGCACCACAUUAGCUAUCCCUGAUACUAGGCCCACCUCACCUGGGAGUAAACCCCACUGAGCUCAGUAGGAUUUUCUUCUGAAUGGACACAAGCACAAGGAGACACUGAAACAUGCUGCUGCAACAACUAAAGCAGAGAGAGGGAAAUGCAUUGAUGACCAGUCAGCAUUUGGGAAAGUCUUUUCUCUUUUCCCAGGAGUCAUGUUUAAAUGCCCACUAGAUUACUGUUUGCCCCCUGAGAAUGGGCAGUGGUGCUGUUUGGAAACCCAAUGCAGGCUCAGUUUAAACAUGUUGCUGAGUAGGUUUUUUAAAUAUAUACACCUUACUUAGCCAAGCUUCCAUGAAGCUAUUGUCCCAUUUAAACCAGGUUACCUGCAUCUCCAUAUAGAACACUGGCAUGUUAGGCAUCCAUGGGCCAGAUGUGGCACAGCACCUAAUGCUCAUUUCUAAACCAACAUGGACAAGCAGUUUCAGCCCAUCCACCAUGAAAAUCAGGCUAGCAUCUAGGUUCAAGCAGGGAGCACAAGAGAAAAAACUUGUAUGCCAACCAGGCACCCUCUGGAUGUUUUGGAUUACAAUCUCAUCAGCACUAGAAGGCCGGGUCCACCACCUCUUUGAUAAUUUCAGGAUGUUGGCAAGGGAACAUGUCAUGGAUGGCUUGAGUGCAGGUGGCCCUGAAAGGUCGGGGGGGCAUUAGAUUGGAUGAGUGUUGAAGGUACAUUCCACCGUUAAGUAUAUAUGCUAAUAUAGGAACCAGUGAGUAUUUAUGGGCAGUCACUUCCAGGCAUGUACCACAAUGACUUAUUUAAAUGGCAAACGAGUGACCCUUUAAUUUCUUUAGACAUAUGGUUGGGUUCACCCAUCCUGCAGCUUACAAUGACAUCCAACACCAUGAUGGAAUCAGCUUCCAAACCAGUGUUGUCCGUCUAUCCUUCCAUCCACCCUCCCCUCUCCACCCUUUGAUGAUGCUUAUGGAGGUUCCCUCGUUAGCAUUUCUUCCCACCCCUAUUUCUCCCUGCUCCUACCUGUGAUUUAUUUAUUGCACGAUAUAAGUUAUUUUUCACGUCCUUUAUGCCAUUCCGCCUUGUGGCACGGCCAGGAUGUUGGUACAGAGCCGUACUUUAUAUUUUAUAUAUGCAAAUCACAUUUUAUCUUCUAUAGAGCAAGAAAAGUACUUAUUUAUUUUCUGACUUACAGUAAGUGUCCUGCCAGACUCCUCUGUAUUUUGUAGACUUUACAAAUAAAGCCAGAUUUUUUUUUCAAAA